Molecule: messenger RNA, 1253 nt
Organism: Gryllus bimaculatus (two-spotted cricket)
Lineage: Eukaryota; Metazoa; Arthropoda; Insecta; Orthoptera; Gryllidae
Source: the annotation of a GenBank genome assembly
GUAAUGGAUAUGAUUAACAUGUAUUCAAAGCAGCGUGGACGUGUUAUUGAAUAUCGAGAAAUUUUAUAUGGAUAUCAUCGACUGAACCCUCUUUAUGGAGCAGAUUACAUACUGGAUAUGUUGUUAAUGUAUAAGAAGUAUCGGGGACGCAAAAUGACAGUGCCAGUCAGGAGACAUGUCUAUUUACAACAACAGUUCACAGAUCUCGAAAUAAGAGAAAUAUAUGAAGGAGAGGAAGUGGCAAGUCCCCUCAAAGACAGUACGGAAGUUGCUGUAGAAGAUUUGCCUGAUGGAAAGCCCGGCAUGCCUGGAGUAAUUAAAGAUGCGUUUGAGAGUGGGCUGCUUAAAAUUGGAGAAUCCUUUCCAUUUGUCCUCAGCUCUCAUCUUCCAAAGAAAACGCCAACAGUGAAAGACAAGUUAAUCAACUUCAUUCUCCCCCUGUCUGGAAGAAUUGAAACUUUCAAACGUUUCAUUGCAGUAUUUGAAGAUGUGUGCUUGAAGAAUGAUGAGAAAGUGUCAUUAAUUGUGGUUGUGUUUCCUCAUGAGAAAGAAAUAACUAGUAGUAAUGAGACAAUCAAACUAAUGAACAAUUUGCAGAGGAGGUAUCCAGAUGUGCGUCUUUUGUCAAUUUUAGUGAAUGAACAAUUUGCUCGUGCCAUGGCCCUAGAAAUGGGCGCAGCUCAAUGUGCUGAAGACGAUUUGAUGUUUUUCAUUGAUGUAGAUAUGGUAUUCACUUCUAGUGCCUUGCAUAGGAUACGAACUAACACAAUUCAAGGGAAGCAAGUGUACUUCCCAAUAGUGUACAGUGAAUUUGAUCCAACUGUUGUGUACAAAACUGCAGGAUUUUCUACCUCGCCAAACCAUUUCUUAGUGAACAGAGAUAGUGGAUAUUGGCGACAGUUUGGUUUUGGAAUUGCAAGUAUGUACAAAAGUGACUUAAAACGUGUUGGUGGUUUUGACAUUUCAAUACAUGGGUGGGGAAAAGAAGAUGUUGAAUUGUUUGAUAAAUUUGUGGCAGCAGCGAAAAAUAUAACUAUCUUCAGAGCUGCUGAUCCCAGUCUAGUUCAUGUCUUUCAUAUUGUAGACUGUGAUCCUAAGUUGGAUGAGUCCCAACUUCGCAUGUGUAGAGGAACGAGAGCAGAUACGUAUGGGGGUGUCUUCCAACUUGCUCAGUUUAUUUAUUCCCACAAAGAUAUUUUAUUAUUUGCUAGGAACAAGAAUAAACAUGAACCGCCUUCUUGACAUUUUAUGUA